GAAUCGACACAAGAUCAGACAAAACCGUUUUAGCAUUUGAGCAUCUUUGACAACACGAGUGUCCCUACUGCAUCUGUGGACAUGGCGAAGGACGUGCAUCGUGUGGCUAGUGUCAACGACACGCGUGUGCUGAAGACCGUGGAUGACUCCAAGUUCGCGUCGCUCUCUAAGGAAGACGCGGCUCGGGCGGCUGCACCGGAAUUGGAUUCCCGCCGGAAAACAUUUCCAGUGCGUACAGGGCUGGCGGCCGCUAGUCUUUUUACGCUGGGCUCCAUUCUCAUUUACGUGAGCACACUCAUUGGACUGGACGAGGAGAAACGCGGAUUAUCCUUCCUCAUCCUCGGACUCAUCGGUAAUAUGCUCACUAAUAUUGAUAUUGCAGCGCUUUGCUGAGGCUAUGGUGUUUUCUGUUGCUGCAGCCUUCAUUCCGGGCAGCUAUGCGACCUACCAGCUCUACGGUGCGUGGAAGGGCUGGAAGGGCUACAACUACGACCAGAUCCCGUCCUAUGACGAUUAAGCACCGGAACUUCCGGCAUAACUUUAGUUAUGGAAUAACCUUCUUCAUCUAUUAAUAGCGUCAAUCUGUAGCUCUUCAACCACCGUAAAUGAAUCUCAACCACCUUUUAUUUAGGGUAUCUGCUA
Molecule: messenger RNA, 642 nt
Organism: Phytophthora nicotianae INRA-310
Lineage: Eukaryota; Oomycota; Peronosporomycetes; Peronosporales; Peronosporaceae
Exons: 2
Coding region: 82-393 (103 amino acids)
Cellular component (GO): endomembrane system
Source: RefSeq, a predicted model, not a curated record